AUGUCAGGAAAAUCAGUUUCAAGUCGAAGCAUUCCCGCUCGAAUCACUCAAUUCCCAUAUUACGAAAGCUUAUUUUUCCUCUUGGAAAGAUGCAAAGGGAAGCGGCAACUCAAUCAAAUUCAUGCCCUUUCAAUCAUUUCAGGUCUCAUUCGAAAGCCCUCUAUAGCAAGCAAACUUGUUGCUUCUUCGGCCUUGAGCCCCCUUCCUGGCACAACUCCUAUAGCCCGUGCAAUCGCUGAUCGUAUUCAAGGUCUUGAUACUUACACUUGGAACACGAUCGCCAGAGGUUAUUUGGAGGCAAAUAAACCCGAAGAAGCCUUUUCAGUUUAUUCCCUCGUAAGAAGAAGAGCCCUGAGGGUUGAUAGUUACACCGUUCUAUUUGCAAUCAAAGCGUGCGAGAUUAACAUAAUUCAAGGGGAACAGUUGCACGCUCAAGUUUACAAACUGGGAUUCUCGCACGAGCUUAUAAUCCGAACUGCCAUCAUGCAAAUUUAUGCGUCGUACGAUAGGAUUUCUCACGCGGAACAAAUGUUCGAUGAAAUGCCCCAAAGAGAUUUGGUUAUGUGGAACUCCCUUAUUGCUUUAUAUGCUCAGAAGCGGUUCCCCUUGAAAGCACUUCAAGGUUUGCGCAGUAUGGUCAUUAAUAGUAUUCGGCCUAAUGAGGUGACUGCAGCAAGUGUUCUUUCUUCUUGCUCUUCGAUGAAAGCAUUGAAAGAAGGCAGAGCAGUACAUUGUUAUGUGAUCAGAAAGCUCCGCCAUUGUGAUAUUUUUCUCAACAAUGCCUUGAUUGGAAUGUAUUCCAAUUGUGGGGAUCUCUCAAAAGCCCUCCUCAUCUUCCAAUUGAUGCCUUCAAGAAAUGUGGUUUCAUGGACAUCAAUGAUCAAGGGCUAUGUUGAUAACAACUGUCCACAUGACGCAUUGAAUUUGUUCACCAAGAUGGAAUCUGAAAACAUGAGACCAGAUGAGGUUAUCGUGUUAGAGUUAAUAUCAAUGUGCUCCAAGUUGGGACGCUUUGAACUUGGACGACAUAUCGAAGCCUACCUAGAGAAGAACAUUAUCAAUAAAGAGAAUCACUCUAUUGCAAAUGCUUUAAUGGAUAUGCAUGCCAAAUGUGGUAAUAUGAAGAAGGCUUGCCAAAUUUUUGAUGGGAUGAUGCGGAAAACUCUAGUCUCUUGGACUACAAUCAUCAAUGGGUUAGCAAGGCAUGGCCACGGCAUGUUGGCACUAGUCCGAUUCUGUCAGAUGCAAAGAGAAGGUUUUAAACCAGAUGGGGUCAUCUUCCUCAGCAUCUUAUCUGCUUGUAGCCAUGCAGGUUUAGUGGAUGAGGGAUUGAAAUGUUUUGAAUCAAUGAUCAAUGACUAUCAUAUAGAGCCAUGGAUGGAGCACUAUGGAAGUAUUGUGGAUCUUCUUUGCAGGGCGGGGCUAGUGAAAGAGGCAUUAGACUUUGCUGAGGCAAUGCCAUUAAAACCAGAUACCGUAGUGUGGCGAAUGUUGCUUGGAGCAUGUCAAAGACAAAGUAACAUAGAAUUAACACAUCGUGUCGCAAAGAUUUUACAUGAAGCUGCGCCUAAAAGUAUUGAGGAUUAUGUACUGCUGUCUAAUUUUCACGCAGCCAUGGAAGGAUGGGGUCUUACGCAAGAACUAAGGGGAGAAAUGAAGAUUAUGGGUCUAAAGAAGCAGGAUUCAGGCAGUAGUUUGGUCGAAAUAGAUCAUGCUCUAUAA
Neltuma alba is the source of this 1722-nucleotide messenger RNA. Its product is annotated as pentatricopeptide repeat-containing protein At1g08070, chloroplastic-like. Gene Ontology annotation, molecular function: RNA binding; protein binding. The transcript has a single exon. The record is from RefSeq and is a predicted model, not a curated record. Bases 1 to 1722 code for a protein of 573 amino acids. Gene Ontology annotation, biological process: RNA modification. Lineage: Eukaryota; Viridiplantae; Streptophyta; Magnoliopsida; Fabales; Fabaceae.